CUCUGUCACGCAGCGAAAUAAUUAAUGAAACCAGGCUGUACAAUAACUUCCUGUACUUGGUGACAGAAUAUCAUGUCGACGUUAAUCGAGUCAUAUGAGCAACAAUACUCAAAUUUAAGCGCCGAAAUAACAGUAACGAUUGGAAAACUGGGAAAUUCAUUAGGGGCUGAAAAGCAGGGGCAUAUCAGACAUGCAGACAAACUAUUUGACGAGCUUGCAGAGCUGCUUGAACAGAUGGAGUUGGAGAUCAAAGAGCUGCCAGCUAAAGACAAACAGAAAUAUCGCACACGACUGGCAUCAUACAAGGCAGAGAACAAGAAACUGUUGGCGGACAUGAAACGAGCUAAGCUUGGGUUGAAUGCAAGAGAAGAACUGCUGGGUGAAGAGGUGAAUGAUUCAGAAGACCAGAGGACCAGGCUGCUAGACAACACAGAGACGUUAGAACGGGGUUCCAGGCGGCUGCAGGAUGGCUACAGAGUUAUUCUGGAAACAGAGCAAAUGGGUGCACAGAUCUUGAAUGAUCUUUCAGACCAGAGGGAAACUAUACAGAGAUCUAGAAAUAGGUUGGAAGAAACUAAUACCGCCCUGGGCAAGAGUUCUCGUGUUCUUUCUGGGAUGAUGAAACGGAUAAUACAAAACAAAGUGCUACUGGUGUUCGUGAUAUUCAUCAUCUUGUUUGUCAUCGUCAUGGCGAUCUACUUCAUCGCACGACCCAAGAGAUGAUGCAACCGCCGGGAAAUUAUAAUUUAUACUUUGUACAAGAUACUCUCUCAAUUAAAUGUAUUUCCUUAAACACAAUGGUGAAUUGCAUUUUUAUUCCCCAUUUGCGAGGGGUUGGGUUGGGGCUUUUAGAUUUGCCCAUGUCUGUUCAUCCGUCCAUCUGUCACUCUGUGUUGCACCUAACGAGAAAGUAUAUUGACACUAGACUGAUGACACUAGACUGAUGACACAGAAAUAAUAACAGGCAUGUAAAUUUUUUUUUGGGCUCAUUUUCUCGAAAUUAUUGGAGUUAAGGAUUUAGAUGGAUUUAGAUGGAAUGGGGGAGGGGCAUUCAUUUCUAGUAGAUUAUUAAGUUGUUACUAGCUUAUGGAAUAAAUAAAUCUAACAAUAUUCAGCUUACCCUGGAGAUAACUGAAUUGGUAUAAUUAUAUAAGGUGUUCGACAUGAAUCAGCAUGCUAUAAGUUCUUCAACAGGUACCCUUUGUGGUUUAUGGAGUAAGUAUAUAUGGUUCCAUUUCGGAGUCACAUAAGCAACCCUACCUUAACAAAAAACUUUUAAUGAACACAUUAAAUAUUGUAUUAUUAUGUUCAACAAUGUCAAAUAAUUAAAAUAUUUUUUAAAUAAAAUUGAUAUGAAGUCAAUGUAUAUUAAAAGUAAUUAUUAUUUUAUCAUAUGGUAGGAAAUAGUGUGAUAAUUGGAAUUGGGCAUUUAAUGAUAUAGUCUGAUGUAAGUGAUUAUUUAUUUUAAUGUAUAUCAUUAUUUCAAGCAUCAUAAAAUAUUAUCUGUUGAUAAAUGUGGUGUAUUGACCUCUAACAGUUAAAGUAUAGUGGUGUCCUAUUGAUUAUUAAUAUGACGUCAUUUUAUGUGAAGUGUAUUUUUUAGUAAUUUUUCUGUUGUUGUUUUUGAAACAUAGACAUUAGAAAUUAGAACAUGAUUGGAUUAAAGGGGCCUUUUCAAAUUUUUGGUAAAUUGACAAAAUUUAAAAAGUGUAUUUUUUAGUCAUUUUUUCUGUUGUUGUUUUUUUCGAAAGAUAGACAUAGAAAUGAGAACAUGAUUUGAUGAAAGAGGCCUUUUCACGUUUUUGGUAAAUUGACAAAAUUGUAAAAAAAAUAGUUUCAGAUUCGCAAAUUUUCGUUGUAGUUAUAAUAUUUGUAAGGAAACAGUAAUACCGGUACUUAACAUUUAUUAAGCUCUAAAAUAUCCAUUAUAUGCAUCUUUUGACGAUUUAAAAACCUGAAAAAUUAUACAGCGAUGCAACGCGAAAGGAUUGAAUAGUUUGGAGAGUUCUGUUGUUGUUGUUAUAUUUUAUGGCAAUAUGAGGAUUGCUUAUAUAAAGUAUAUAAAGAUGACCGAGUGGUCAAAGAGUUAGACUUUUACUUCAGGGGUCAGUGGUUCGAGCCCAGUUGAGGGUUACUUUUUUUUCUUUCUGUAAUUUAUUCUUAUUUUUACUAGAGCUUUUUAGAUCCAAUGUUUACAUUUAUCAAUAUAAAGCAUUUCAUGACAACUUCAAUACAUGCCAAAGUCUUUGUAAAGGUCCCUUUCAUAGAAAACGACAAAUGUGUUGAAUCCAGAUAAGUUGAACGCCAGUAACAGCACGUAAACCAUUUUGCUCAUGGUUUAGGCUUUCUAAGAUUUGCUAAAUAUACUUCACCUCAACUCUAACCUAGUAUUCUCCCAAUACUGUUUGUAUUUUAAGCUGAUUCAGAUGUUUGCAAUGACGUAUUUGCCUAGAGCUAAGUCUUACACAUAUAAAGAAGUAUGUUAAAGUGUUUUAAUUUAUCGCUGUCUGUUCUACAUUUUUAUUGUUGCCAUAUAUGUAUUUCUUCAGAGGUUCAUUAAUGUUUACACUGUUGUGCUGUGCUGGGCAUGUUGUUAAUAGUCAGUCUUGUUUUUGAGAAGUCUGUUGUAUUUAAGUAUUAAUAACACAAACAAUUGUUUUCUGUAGGCCAAUAUGUCAGAGUUAUAGCAGUUUUGUGGUUAUAGUGCUCGUCACAAAUGAAUUAAUUUGUAAACAAAUGCAUAACUAGUGUACAUACAUUACAUGUUGAUACAGUAUUAGAUGUACAUCUUAUUGAUGUUGUAUUCACAUGUGGCUGAUAAAAGAAUAAACAUCGGAAUAGAAUAUA
Molecule: messenger RNA, 2847 nt
Organism: Dreissena polymorpha
Lineage: Eukaryota; Metazoa; Mollusca; Bivalvia; Myida; Dreissenidae
Product: vesicle transport through interaction with t-SNAREs homolog 1A-like
Exons: 8
Coding region: 73-723 (216 amino acids)
Biological process (GO): vesicle fusion with Golgi apparatus; retrograde transport, endosome to Golgi; intracellular protein transport
Cellular component (GO): late endosome membrane; ER to Golgi transport vesicle membrane; SNARE complex
Molecular function (GO): SNARE binding; SNAP receptor activity
Source: RefSeq, a predicted model, not a curated record